AUGUUUACAGCGGCAGGGACUCCGCCGCCGUCAGCCGAGUUAUCGAAGUACUUUAACGGACCGAUAGAAUCGAGUCCCUUCACUGUAUGUCCAAAGUGCAACGCGCUGAAACCGUUUCGGUGUCACCACUGUUCGAUAUGCAAUAAAUGUGUCUUACGGAUGGAUCACCAUUGUGUGUGGAUGUGCAAUGACAUCGGUGUUGGCAACGUCCGUUUUUUCGUCUGCUUUUUGGUUUCCUUUGCAAUUUCUCUCCUUUUAGCUUUUGUCGUUACGGCACCGUUAAAUCUCAAGUUGUCACUUUCCAUAAAAUUGUUAAUGACGCUCGAGGCGGUAUUGGGUGUCGGGAUCGGCAUCUUUAGUUUUUUUCAUGUCAUAUUUGUUCUCACCAAUCAAACAUCAUUAGAAGUUGCAGACAACAUAAGAGAUUAUUUUUUAAGACCAAAAAAUGAGAGAAAGUUCAUCACCCCAUAUGACUUGGGAAUCGCAAAAAAUGUCAAACAAAUUCUGAGAUUUAACAAGUGGUGGGAACUUUUUAAUCCUUUUGCAAAGCAGGUCGAUAUAAAUCAACUUGAUGUGAUUAUUUCGCGAAAAUUUAUGGAGUACACUGAUUUUCUUGACGAUGAAGAGGAAGAUGAAAAUAACGGAAUUGUAAAUCAUUGA
Entamoeba invadens IP1 is the source of this 660-nucleotide messenger RNA. Its product is annotated as zinc finger protein DHHC domain containing protein, putative. Gene Ontology annotation, molecular function: protein-cysteine S-palmitoyltransferase activity. The transcript has a single exon. The coding region runs from base 1 to 660 and encodes 219 amino acids. Gene Ontology annotation, cellular component: Golgi apparatus; endoplasmic reticulum. Gene Ontology annotation, biological process: protein targeting to membrane; peptidyl-L-cysteine S-palmitoylation. Lineage: Eukaryota; Evosea; Mastigamoebida; Endamoebidae. The record is from RefSeq and is a predicted model, not a curated record.